Molecule: messenger RNA, 3782 nt
Organism: Neoarius graeffei (lesser salmon catfish)
Lineage: Eukaryota; Metazoa; Chordata; Actinopteri; Siluriformes; Ariidae
Gene: ucp3
Product: uncoupling protein 3
Exons: 8
Coding region: 342-1271 (309 amino acids)
Biological process (GO): adaptive thermogenesis; mitochondrial transport; mitochondrial transmembrane transport
Cellular component (GO): mitochondrial membrane
Molecular function (GO): oxidative phosphorylation uncoupler activity
Source: RefSeq, a predicted model, not a curated record
UGCAUGCAUAUCACUUGCAGGAGUCACACAGCUCACAAGAAGUGUCUGAGCUCAGAGAGGAAGGAUCGCUCAUUGGAAUACUACUCAACACAGGAAAAAGCAUUUUUAUUUCCUGAUUAUUUUACAGUUGAUUGAUUUUUUUUUGACACAGUGGUAUGCUACUUUGGAAUAUUACUUCAUCCAUUUUUAUGGAUAAGGUAAGUGAAACCCAAAGACAACUGAGACGACGACAACAACAACAACGACAAAGAAUCCCCACUGAAGAAACCUGAGUUCUUUGGAAACAUCAUUCCAGAAAUUCCCUCGACCAAAACAAGUGUGAGUAUUGGAGAAAAAACAACAUGGUUGGACUCAAGCCCACAGAUCGAGCUCCGACAGCCACUGUGAAGUUCUUCGGUGCUGGAACAGCAGCCUGCAUCGCUGACUUAGUGACCUUUCCCCUGGACACAGCCAAAGUCAGGCUCCAGAUCCAGGGUGAGUCCAAGCCUGCUGAAGGAGCAGCUGGCGUGAAAUAUCGGGGUGUGUUUGGUACUAUCACCACUAUAGUACGCAUGGAGGGGCCACGGAGUCUCUACAACGGGCUGGUGGCUGGACUGCAGCGACAGAUGAGCUUCGCUUCGGUCCGCAUCGGCCUUUAUGACUCGAUGAAGCAGUUCUACACUCGAGGGUCUGAGAAUGCAGGCAUUGUGAGUCGGUUGCUAGCCGGCUGCACGACCGGGGCCAUGGCCGUGGCAUUUGCGCAGCCCACAGAUGUAGUAAAAGUACGCUUCCAGGCCCAAAUCCGUGUUGCCGAUGGAGCAAAGCGUUACAAUGGCACAAUGGAUGCCUACAAGACCAUCGCUCGUGAUGAAGGCAUCAAAGGGCUGUGGAAAGGUUGCAUACCAAACAUCACAAGAAAUGCUAUUGUGAACUGUGCUGAGCUGGUAACCUAUGACAUCAUCAAAGAGCUUAUACUCAAGUACAAUCUCAUGACAGAUAACUUGCCCUGCCACUUCACGGCUGCGUUUGGAGCCGGGUUCUGCACCACCAUCGUAGCCUCUCCGGUGGAUGUGGUAAAGACCCGCUUCAUGAACUCCACUGUAGGCCAGUACAACAGUGCCAUCAACUGUGCCCUCACCAUGCUGACCAAGGAAGGACCGGCUGCCUUUUACAAAGGGUUCAUGCCCUCGUUCCUUCGCCUGGGAUCCUGGAACAUUGUGAUGUUUGUCUCGUAUGAGCAAAUCAAGAGAGCCAUGACAAGAGUGCAGCAAUCCUGGGAGGCACCAUUUUGAUCUGGUCUUUUCAGGACGGCAACACAAAGCUGGAUAUAACAGACAAUCUAAUUUCUACCAUGUCAUGUGAAUUAUCUGACUAUGACUUGGACAGUGUUUGCACCGAAAUCCUGUAUGGUGGUGGGAGAAGACCACAUUCAGUAUAGAACUAAGUUUUUUCAUGGAAAAAAAAAAAAAGGCAUUGCACUCUUCUCUAUACGAAAGUGGAGGAGAUGAUCCUGUGGAUGAGCUCAAGUAUAUCUAGGAACCAUCAACAUUUUCCAAGCAAGACGGCACAUUUUCCCUGUAGAGCUUGCAUCUGUUUUUGUCUCCUCCAUCGAACUUGCGUCUUGAUAGAAUUAAUGUCUUGUUUGAACCUGCAUUUUUAGGAAAAUGAAGUUGAAUGUCAUGUUUACAGAUUUGUUUACAGGUGCAACAAAUUUUGGGUCCAUAGAUAGUGGAUUGUAGAGGAUUAUGUAUUAUAAAUUUAUUUUUUAUUUAAUCUUUAUUCAGGAAGCUCAUGUCACAUAACAUGAUUUUCAAUGAGGUCCUGUCUAUAAAACAUCACAAUAAUUACAGAAAAAAAAAUUUACAAAUAACACAAAUACAAAAAAAAAAAAAAAAAAAAACUAUAUACAAAGCAAAUAUUACAAUUAUAAAAUUAAAUAAUUGUUAACUUUCUAUUUAAAAAUAUGCACAUUUUUAAUUGAACGUAGGUCCCUUGGCAAAUUGUUCCAGUCCUGGCCAAUACUUUGUAGUAGUGUUUGUUUUCCCCAAUUCCUUCUGGCCUUUGUUAAGCGAAUGUCAUCUCUUUUCCUGGUGUGGUAACUAAGGCCCUGUCCACAUGGCAACGGAUUCAGGUGAAUCCGAUACAAUUGUUUAUCGUUUAGGCCUGGCGUCCACACGGCACCGGCGUUUUGGGUGCCCAAAACGCAAUCUUUUGAGAACGGGUUCCAGAGUGGAAAGAUCUGGCAAUGUUGCCAUUGCGAAGUCGUCUGGAUGAGUAGAACGGAUUUGUUUACGAUGACGUCACAACCACAUGACUGUCAGUGCUUCACGCCGGGUAGAAGUGUAACGAACUCGAUGCGAGUUGUCAACAAAUCCUAUAACUUGGUUCAUGAAACGCGCUUAUAAAAUAUUUUCACUGUGAAUAUUUAUUGUGUAAUGGUGCAAAGUGAGAGAGAGAGAAAAAAAUAGCCCUUAGGGCAGAGUCAAUCCCGCCAGCAAAAAUAAGGAAAAAAAGGAGCGAUCUCACCUCUUCAGAUGUUGGUUUAAGUCCUACAAUACAUUCCUCAAAAAGGGCGUAGAACAACAAAUUAAUCCAUCAACGUGUAGCAUUCAAUUUAUUCCGGACCAUUAAAGACGCCGCCUUCCGCGUAGAAUCAUACGUCAUCCUCGCCGCCAUAUUGGAUAGGUCAAAGCGGAGAAUAAAGAUGCCUCAUUCAUGUGCUGCGUUUAACUGUACCAACAGGUUUACCGUCCAAACGAGAUCACAUGGGAUUACCUUUCACAGGUGAGACUGGAAAAAUACUUUUCAUUGUAUUUGGUCAUUAUAACGUAAUUUUACGAACAGAUUUUCCUGACUUUGUGGCUAAUAUGAAGUCUCGCGCAUAAUAGUUUAUGCGCAUGCGUCCUUACUUCUUCUAUUGUUCUGGUGUCUCCGAAGGGACCGUCUUACAGCACCCCUAGAGGUGUGGCAUGUGUAUUGCAUCGUUUUCAGCAAGCGUUGCGUUGCCAUAUGGACCUGAUAUUUUACUGAUCGUUGCCCAUUUGGACGCGAUAUUUUUUUAAAUAACAUCUCGUUGCCGUUGUCGUGUGGAUGUAGCCUAAACAGACAGAUUUGCUCCACAUAUAACAACUGUAAUGCUAUUUUUAUACAAUAUGCAUUCCUGUUAAUUAAUAAAACUGAUACUGUAAAAGUAUUCAUUCAAAUCAAUCAGUUUGUUUAAUUCGAGCGUUAAUAUCGAAGUUUAUGUACUCCAAUGUACUCCAUACAUUCUACUGAAAACAUAACCAAGCAAGAGGAAGAAGAAGUGCAUCAAGAAAUGUUUGUAACGGAGUAUUUGGUGAAUUUAGAAAUGGGAAAAGGAAAUGGAACAGUCGUCAUAUCACGUUCUUGCAAAUGAAAUAUAAAAGGGUUAAUGUGGAAAAUUAAAUUAAUUUCAACAAAUAUUUAUUGGAAUGCAUUUGCGUAAAAAAAUAAUAAUGAGAAGUAAGUUGUUGAAGUUAUUUGUGUUCUGUGUUGUGUAGAUUUUGCCUUUAUCUAUGGACAACAGGCAAUUUGGUCAUCAGCUGAAAGAAAUGUAAAGUUACAGCAAUGCUCAGUUUUAUUAGUUUCUACAGACAGUCUGUUCUUACGGUACUUCAGCUGCAGUGAAAGUUAUCUGGGGACAAGACAAGAGAGUUUAUUCCCAGAUACAGAGCUGAUGUAAUGCAGUAUGCAGCCUCUUGACUCAUAUUGUAAGCAAGUGUGCAUCAUGCACAUCUCAUUUUAACAUGAAUAUUAAACAUUACUUUUCGCAAGCACACCAA